AUGGCCAGGCUUAACGACUAUGCUGCACCGGCAGAGUCUGUCGAGGCUUUGAAACGGCGAUUCGUGCGACAAAACCGUGACAUCGUGCGAGUGAAUUCCAUGCAAUCCCUUCGCAUCCGCAGCUUAGAAUCGGAAGUCUCACAUCUACUGGCCGAAAAUGUAUCCCUACGCGAACAGAUCAUCAAUCUCACUCAGGAGAAUGAACGAUACGAGUCCGCCAGAAUGCUCCACGAGGGUAUCAAUGAGAUCAAGUCUCGCCUGGAUGCGAAACUGGCGGAACUGAGUACCCUGGCUUCGGAUCUGGGAAUGUUGCCUCGCAAAGCAGGCAAGACUGGAGCAGACUCUGAUCGGCCCAAAGCGACUGCGGAGUCAAGACCUCGAACCACGGACUCGGAGUUCAAUGCAGGUCCCGAGGAUGGAAGGCUUCCGGCGAUUGUGGAGGACAAAUACUACCCCCGAAGAACACUCGAACAACAAGAAAUUCAGAACCUCGUUCACGCCGAUCCCAGCUUCGAAUCCCCACAGCACAAUCGCUCAAUGCGCGAAGAACGCGACCUGAACAUGGAAAGUCCGAGGCACGAGCAGAAUGAUAUACCAUCGGAAAGUCGCAUAGACAGCGAUCCUGCACACGAUGAAGCGGCCUUGCCACCAACGCUUGAGACUCGGAAGAAGAAAAAGAAGACCGACACGGCGGCGCCCGUAUAUAAAGAAGUGCAACAGGACGAAGAAACAAUCACAAAUAAUCAACUCCGUGAGCCGACAAAAUCAGGAUCGAAGCGCAAAUUUAGUCCAGAUGAAGAUGGGUUUUUGUCGGAUCCAGUGCGAGAGGAUGACGACUUCCAAUUUAGCCGCCCUGGUGGAAGCCCUCAGAAGAAGACAGAUCCCUUUGAUUUUAUGCGCCAGGACUGCUCGCCUAGCAAAACGCCCGUGAGCGUGAAACGGGGAUCUGCCAACGCUGGAACCACAAAGAGGAAGGUCCUUGAGCCGAAAAUCUCAAACUCCAAUCUGGGCUCCCCUAAGAAGAUGCGCGCCUCUCUGAAUUCAGACAAAAAAGUCCUUUCUAGACCCGGUACAGACGAGAACACAUCUUCGCCCCAGAAACCCAAGGCAAUUGAUAUUCCAAGCGGGGGGACCUUAAACCAGAAACCCCGUGUUGCUCGACUCGGUCUUGGCUCGCAGAAACCAAAGCGCUCUGGUCGGCCUAUUGAAACGGAAGGCCAUCUCGAUGUCGAGUCGAUACCCCUAUUAAAGGACUCCCCGGUGGCCAAGGCAGGGGAUCAACCCUUUGGAAUGUCAGAUAUGAGCGCUGCUUCUCGUCCUUCACGGCGUCGUGGGGCCGUGGUCAGCUACGCAGAGCCCAACUUGCGAGACAAGAUGCGUCGCCCAUCUAAGACCAUGCUUGAUGCCGUGGCUGGAGCUGGUCCACGCCGGUCCUCGAGUUUCCAACUUGCGCGGGAUAGUCUCGGCAACGAAGUCGAGGCCUCGCAAUCGGGCUCCAGCCCUCAUCCAUCCUUGAACAUGACCCGUUCUACUGAUCAAGCGGCCGACCCGUUCAGUCAGGAUGGAACCUCGGAUCAGUUACUGGCGACGGUAUCCCGGCGGAGGCGAAAGGUAUCAUCGUCAGCCAAGGAUCUUGACUACGAUCACCCCAGCUCGAUGUCCACGUCGGGUGCUUCAAACCUGAACGAUCUGUCAACGGCUCUGAGGGAGAAGCUUGGUACAAGUGGCCCAUCACGGCGGCAUUCUUCGAACCCAAAGAGCAGCACUCGCGACACGUUACGCGGGGAGGCUGAUGUGGCUAGCGACCUAGACAGCAGCUUCGAAGCAGAUGAUAUAGUCUCCCGGCGAGAGACUCGGGUUGCAGCGAGGAGAAGGAGUAUGAUGGUUUAA
Penicillium subrubescens is the source of this 1890-nucleotide messenger RNA. Its product is annotated as shugoshin family protein. Lineage: Eukaryota; Fungi; Ascomycota; Eurotiomycetes; Eurotiales; Aspergillaceae. Bases 1 to 1890 code for a protein of 629 amino acids. Gene Ontology annotation, biological process: meiotic chromosome segregation. The record is from RefSeq and is a predicted model, not a curated record. Gene Ontology annotation, cellular component: nucleus; chromosome, centromeric region. The transcript has 4 exons.